AUGGGCUAUGAUCAUGCUGAACAGAAAGAGCUAGACCCGGCUCCCUCGAGUUCCAACUCGGGUGCUGGCGGCAGUAUCGUUGAGGAGGCGGACAAACAGAAAGAAUGGGACGACGACGACGUCGGGACGUUACCGGAUGUCGAGGGCAAGCCCAGUCGCAACAAGCUGGAACACGAACAUGCGCAUCACCAUCACAAAGGACGGCUGAAGCUGCGAUCCGCCGACGAUGAUCUUCCCACAAGCUGGUGGUUUGCCUCCACCGCCAUUCCCCUCAUCGCCGCCACGUUCGCACCCAUGGCCAAUCUGAUUUCUAUUGCUGCUCUGGUGGUGGCCUGGAGGAACAGACUCACUCAAAGCCCGGCGGAGUUCCCUGGCACCUAUCAAUCCACUUCCGUUGGCUAUGAGGACCCGACCUGGUGCGUCAAUCUGAACAUUGCCUCGCUGGUUUGUGGCUUUGUAGGGAACCUCUUCCUCCUCUUCAACUUCACCAAGCGCGUCCGCUAUAUCGUCGCUCUGCCCGCGACCAUCGUGCUCUUCUACAUGGCGUCGGGCAUUUUGAUCGGAAUAACCGCAUCGAUGAACCUUCAUGUACCACCUGGUAUAGGUGAGGUAUAUUCUCAGGGCUAUUGGAAUGCUGUCAUCGCCGCGUGCCUAUACAUGUUCAAUUCUAUAAUCCUGAUGGUCAACAUGUGUGGUUAUUUCCUCGGCCAUUAUCCUCAGCACUUCACCUUGACCGAUGAGCAACGCAACCUGAUCCUGCAGACCAUGAUGUUCUUCAUAUGGCUGGGCGGAGGUGCUGGCAUCUUCACCCGGAUUGAAGGCUGGACAUAUCCCGAUGCUCUUUACUUCUGCGACGUGACCAUCUUGACUAUUGGCUUUGGAGACUACUAUCCCACAGACGAUGUCGGGCGCGGCCUCGUCUUUCCAUACUCGGUGGGUGGAACCAUUAUUCUAGGUUUGAUGGUCAGCUCCAUCCACAAAUUCGCCGGAGAGCUCAGCACGGUCAAUGUCCUACGCAAACACGUCGAGCAAAGACGGGUCAACACCCUCUCGCGGGUCAUUACAGUUGACGAUACCGAAGAGAAACGGAGAGACGAGCUGGAGAAGGAAGUGGAGAUUGAGGAAAGACAUGGUCGGCGUCCAUCCAUCUCGUCUCCGCUUCCGGACCCUCGGAUCCAGCACGACCUGGACGAAGUGGCACGUCACUCACAUGAUCCUCCCAACGCAGCUCCGACUCAGGACCGCAAUAUCGACUUUGGAAACACCGAUGCUGAACAAUUAAAGAAGGCGGAACGGAAUGAGGAGGUUCCGCAGCCUAAUCAGUUCUUGCGCUCGGCAUUCCGUCGAGGCCCGAUACAUACCACGUUGCGAUCGAUUACACCGUUGAUGAAAAGAACGAUUUCAAGGUCACAAAAGAAAGCCAUUCUCAUGAAGGAGGAAAAGGACCGGUUCAACGCCAUGCGUGACAUCCAGCAAAACGCGAAGAAGUUCAAGAAGUGGUACGCCCUGUGUAUGUCGGUCACUGCAUUCGGCAUCUUAUGGUGUAUAGGCGCUGUGGUGUUCUGGCAGGCUGAGCGGACGACCCAACGUCUGACUUACUUCCAGGCUCUAUACUUCUGCUACGUCAGCUUGCUGACCAUCGGCUAUGGUGAUCUGAGUCCCAAAAGUAAUGCUGGCAAGCCAUUCUUCGUGGUGUGGUCAUUGAUUGCCGUCCCGACCAUGACGAUUCUUGUCUCGGACAUGGGAGACACCGUUAUAUCUAGUUUCAAGCGAGGGACCUUCAGAUUAGGCGACUUGACUGUCCUUCCCAAGGCAGGACUAUGGCACGAUCUCGUCAUGAAACAUUCCUGGCUUUACAACUGGAUGAAGAAACGCACUGAGAAAAAGCGUCGCAAGGCCGGCCUCCCUCUUGGACCGUCCGGUGACGAAGCUCCACCCAUAUCGAGCAUCGAACAGUUGGCAUCUGAGGACCUGACCGAGGCGGAGUUGACUUCUCGACUGGCAUGGGCUAUUCGCAAAACGGCCGACGAUCUCCAUCAUUCUCCCGGCAAACGAUACAGCUACGAGGAGUGGUGCGAGUUCACCCGCCUCAUCCGCUUCACCAAAGUCGGCCUCGAGCAGCUCGAGUAUGACGAGGAAGUAGACGGUGUGGUCGAGUGGGAUUGGCUCGACGAGAACAGCCCUAUGCUCAGCCAGCAGUCAGAGUCGGAGUGGAUUCUAGACCGGCUGUGUGAGAGCUUACUUCGACUCCUCAAGAAGAACAUGCUGGGUGGCCAGGGCAGUGCACCGCAGUCUGCAAUUACGCAGUCCAGCAGCGGGGCGGAUCUGAACAUCUUUGGUUUCAACCGACGCGGGACGAUCUACGAUGACCCUUAUAUCGAUCAGAAAGCGUCGUCCAGAUUCGGUACCGGCACCGGCAUCGGGAAAGGCAAGGGCGUGGCAGCCGAUCCGCCAUCAAAGGCAGAGGAACGACAACGCAGAGCAUCCGGUGUCGAUGCCGUGCUUACAUUUUUCACCGGCGAUAGGAAGGGCACUCACGCGUACGCGAACGAAGAACCGCAAUGGAGUAAAAAAGGAUUGGACCGGCUCAGGGACAGUGGGCGAAGAAAGAGCAGUGGUGGUGGUCGCAAGCGAGUAGGGCCGUUCAGCAGGCUGGUCCACCACGGCAAGACCGGGACCGUCGGCGGCGGGAGAGGCGGUGCCGGGAUCCGAACCCUCAAGCUAAGGCAGUUUGCCGGAGACGGCGAUGGGUGA
Molecule: messenger RNA, 2754 nt
Organism: Cladophialophora yegresii CBS 114405
Lineage: Eukaryota; Fungi; Ascomycota; Eurotiomycetes; Chaetothyriales; Herpotrichiellaceae
Exons: 1
Coding region: 1-2754 (917 amino acids)
Biological process (GO): stabilization of membrane potential; potassium ion transmembrane transport
Cellular component (GO): membrane
Molecular function (GO): potassium ion leak channel activity
Source: RefSeq, a predicted model, not a curated record